UCCGGACAUCUUGUUCGAAAAGUCUUCUUGAAGUCCUACAUCAUUCUAACAUCGACUCCAAUCUUUAUUUAUCUAGGCAACAAUGGUGAACUUCAAGACCGUUCAAGCCCACAAUGCAUCGCUCAAGUUACUAGGCCCCGGCCUGGUCGGAGUGUUCGUCGGAGGCACAUCAGGAAUCUCUCUAUCCACAGCCCUGGCUUUCGCACGGUACACUCUUUCGCCUAAGAUCUACCUGAUCGGCCGCAACCAGUCCGCUGCAGACCACGCCAUAGCCUCAAUAAGAACCCUCAACCCAUCCGCCCAAGCUACCUUCCUGCAGUCUGACAUCUCGCUUCUCAAGAAUGUCGAUCGUGUAUGCGAGCAAAUCACCGCUUCCGAACGAAAAGUGAACCUCCUCUUCAUGACGCCGGGGUACAUAACUCUUCAAGGCCGCAACGAGACAACCGAGGGACUAGACCGGAAGUUCGCACUGCAUUAUUACGCACGCAUGCGCUUCGUCAACCGUCUCAUGCCACUCCUAACAGCGGCGGCGGAUUCCCCCGUUGAAACUGCGACUGCUAAUGCGCGGAUCUCGCGCGUCGUCUCCGUGCUGGAUCCGCAUGUCGCUGUCCGGCUCUGUGGGUCCGGUGCGCUCGAUUACUCCGACUUGAGUUUGAAACAUAGUUUCACGCUUAGUAGAUGCGGCGCGCAUGCGAGUCUGAUGGGGGAUUUCUUCCUUGAGGGAAUGGCGAAGCGUUAUGUGGGAACCUCGUUUGUGCAUGCGUACCCGUCCGGUGUGGAUACUGGUCUCAUGCGUGAGAUUCCGGCCGGAGAGGUACUAGCCACUGUGCUGAGACCGUUUCUAAGUCCGUUUUUGGUGCCGAUUGAGGAGAGUGGAGAGAGGCAUUUGUUUGCGGCCACGAGUGGGAGGUAUCCACCAAAGGCUCGGGGUGAGAUAGUGGAGCCGGGUGGUGAUAUGGCGAGUGGUAGUGAUGGGCUUAGGGGGAGUGGUUGCUACUGGGUGAGUUGGGAUGGAGAGGUGUUCCCUCAGAAUAGUAAAUUGGAUAGGAUGAGAGAGCAGGGCGCGGUCGAGAAGGUGGUGCAGCAUACCGAGGAGGUGUUUAAGCGGGUAUGUGAGGAGGGAGGAACAUACCCCUGAAUCAACCGUCCUAGUUGAAUCUCAG
Aspergillus steynii IBT 23096 is the source of this 1163-nucleotide messenger RNA. RefSeq lists its product as uncharacterized. The record is from RefSeq and is a predicted model, not a curated record. The transcript is spliced from 2 exons. The coding region runs from base 83 to 1138 and encodes 351 amino acids. Gene Ontology annotation, biological process: secondary metabolic process. NCBI's taxonomy places the organism in Eukaryota, Fungi, Ascomycota, Eurotiomycetes, Eurotiales, Aspergillaceae.